Messenger RNA from Athene cunicularia (burrowing owl), 747 nucleotides. Its product is annotated as myo-inositol 2-dehydrogenase-like. The transcript is spliced from 7 exons. The record is from RefSeq and is a predicted model, not a curated record. Gene Ontology annotation, molecular function: oxidoreductase activity. Gene Ontology annotation, biological process: NADPH regeneration. NCBI's taxonomy places the organism in Eukaryota, Metazoa, Chordata, Aves, Strigiformes, Strigidae. Gene Ontology annotation, cellular component: cytoplasm. Bases 1 to 747 code for a protein of 248 amino acids.
AUGUGGUUACAGGUCUCUGGAGCCAUUAUUUGUUCACCGCCCAAAGAAGCCUCCGAGAUUGUAAUCGACGCUUUACGGGCAGGAAAAGGGGUGUUUUGCGAGAGGCUGCCCAGUUUUGACAGGCAGAGAGCGGAAGCUUGUUUUGACGAAGCUGACAGAUGUGGAAGACCCUUGGUGUGCGGAUUCUACAAGCGCUUCGACCCGGCGCUGCAGUUCCUGUGCAGGAAUGUCCGGGACAGCCAAGCGCUGGGGAGGAUCCAGCGGAUCUCCGCCGUCAGCAGCCUGUACCCGGCGGCGUCCCUCAGCCUCCUCAGGACCUCAGAUAUGGCCUGCUUGAAGGAUGCAGACACUGUAGCCGUCAGCAUGAAAUUUCCUAGCGGAGCGAUUGUGACUCUGGACGUCAGCCAGCACUGCACUCAGCGCUGUGACCAGCGACUGGAGGUUCACGGCUCUCAAGGCACGUUACGGGUCGAUAACCAGAAUCCCCUGGGGAUUACGGAGCACGGGACCUCGGUGUCCAUCUGCUCGCAGACCCAUGCCGACCGCUACAGGGAUGCCCACAGGGAGCUUUUCCGACACUUCCUGAGAACCCUGACAGGCAAGGAGCUCCCCGCCGUAACCAAAGAGCAGUUCCAGUGGACGAUGCAGGUGGCUGCGGCAGCCGAGCAGUCCUGGAGGAGCGGCUCCGCCGUGGACCUGCGCCGCGAAGGCUUCGCUCUGCCCAAGAUCAAGACCGAGGAGGUGUGA